This is a messenger RNA of Gigantopelta aegis, 606 nucleotides long. RefSeq names its product BUD13 homolog. Lineage: Eukaryota; Metazoa; Mollusca; Gastropoda; Neomphalida; Peltospiridae. The record is from RefSeq and is a predicted model, not a curated record. The coding region runs from base 1 to 606 and encodes 201 amino acids. The transcript has a single exon.
AUGCACGACCCCACCGAGCCUCAAGUCCAGCGGCUUAACCACGACACCACCGAGCCUCAAGUCCAGCGGCUUAACCACGACACCACCGAGGCUCAAGUCCAACGGCUUAACCACGACACCACCGAGGCUCAAGUCCAACGGCUUAACCACGACACCACCGAGCCUCAAGUCCAGCGGCUUAACCACGACACCACCGAGCCUCAAGUCCAGCGGCUUAACCACCACCCCACCGAGCCUCAAGUCCAGCGGCUUAACCACGACACCACCGAGCCUCAAGUCCAGCGGUUUAACCACGACACCACCGAGCCUCAAGUCCAGCGGCUUAACCACCACCCCACCGAGCCUCAAGUCCAGCGGCUUAACCACGACACCACCGAGCCUCAAGUCCAGCGGCUUAACCACGACACCACCGAGGCUCAAGUCCAGCGGUUUAACCACGACACCACCGAGCCUCAAGUCCAGCGGCUUAACCACGACACCACCGAGCCUCAAGUCCAGCGGCUUAACCACGACACCACCGAGGCUCAAGUACAACGGCUUAACCACGACACCACCGAGGCUCAAGUCCAACGGCUUAACCACGACACCACCGAGACUCAAGUCUAA